AAUUUCCAAUUAGUACUAAUAAAUUUAUAAUUUUAACAGAGAAGAUGAUUAUGGUAAAGAUGAUGAUGAUGGCUAUGGUGGUGGGAGUUGCGAUGGGAAAUAUUGUAGAUAAGACAUGCAAGCAGACACCUGACUACACUCUCUGUCUCUCUCUCCUCCGCUCGGAUCCACGUAGCUCCUCCGCCGACACCGUCGGCCUUGCUCUUAUCCUCGUCGACAAAAUCAAGGCGCUUGGGACGGAAACGCUUGGGCAGAUCAAUGAUGCGUACAAAACGAAACCGAUGCUGAAAAAGCCAUUAGACGAAUGUAGUUUGAGAUACAAAACGAUCGUAGACGUUGACGUCCACACUGCCAUUAUAGCUGUCAAAGGAAACCCUAAGUUCGCUGAAGGGGCUGUUGUCGACGCCGGCGUGGAAGCUUCCAUUUGCGAAGGAGGGUUUACCAAAGGCCAAUCUACGUUGACCAGUUUGACUCAAAGAAUGGAAAAGAUUUGCGAUGUGACCAGAGCCAUCAUCCGAAUGUUGCUCUAAUUAAUUUUUACAUCUUAUUUAAAAUAAUCUAAAUUAAUGAUA
This is a messenger RNA of Arabidopsis arenosa, 572 nucleotides long. The record is from the annotation of a GenBank genome assembly. NCBI's taxonomy places the organism in Eukaryota, Viridiplantae, Streptophyta, Magnoliopsida, Brassicales, Brassicaceae.